Messenger RNA from Pistacia vera, 2360 nucleotides. Its product is annotated as regulator of nonsense transcripts UPF3-like. Gene Ontology annotation, biological process: nuclear-transcribed mRNA catabolic process, nonsense-mediated decay; positive regulation of translation. The transcript is spliced from 13 exons. Gene Ontology annotation, molecular function: mRNA binding. NCBI's taxonomy places the organism in Eukaryota, Viridiplantae, Streptophyta, Magnoliopsida, Sapindales, Anacardiaceae. Bases 73 to 1563 code for a protein of 496 amino acids. Gene Ontology annotation, cellular component: cytoplasm; nucleolus. The record is from RefSeq and is a predicted model, not a curated record.
GACUCCUAAUCACAAAUAAAUUGCAGACGAAUUAAAUUGAAAUUAAAAUUAAUUGACAGACGAUGCGAUGAGAUGAAGGAACCAUUGCAGAGAACCAAAUUGGUGAUUAGGCAUCUGCCUCCGUCUCUCUCUCAAUCCGACCUCCUCUCUCUCUUUCACGAUCGUUUCGUCGGCCGCUACAACUGGUUUUGCUUUCGCCAAGGGAAGUCGAGCAACAAGCAUAAGAUUCAGAGGUUUUCUCGAGCGUAUGUUGAGUUGAAGCGAGCGGAGGAUGUUUUCGAGUUCGCUGAUUUGCUCAACGGACAUGUCUUUGUUAAUGAGAAAGGAUCUCAGUUUAAGACCAUUGUUGAAUAUGCUCCUUCACAACGUGUUCCAAAGCCUUGUACUAGAAAAGAUAGUCGUGAAGGGACCAUUUAUAAUGAUCCUGAUUAUCUCGAGUUCCUCAAACUUAUUGCGAAACCUGUUGAGAAUCUUCCUAGUGCAGAAAUUCAGUUGGAAAGAAAAGAAGCUGAACUAUCUGGUGCCACAAAAGAAACCCCUAUUGUUACACCACUAAUGGAAUAUGUUCGGCUGAAACGAGCUUCUGAAAGCCGAACUCAGAGUUCCUCAGCUGUUGGAAAAGCUAGCAGAAGAAGUAGGGGAGCAUCUUCGAGAAAGUCUGGUUCAGGUACCACCAAAAGAGGCUCAGAGAAGAAAAAGUAUGUACUAAAGGGCAGUGAGAAAAACGCAAGUCGAAAAGACAAAUCAUCUUUCAUUGUGGUGCCUAAGCGACAGGGUCAGCCAACCUCUUCUGUUGGGAAAGGAAUUUUGGAAAGUGAUACCAUUCUUGGUCUUGAAAGUACUGUUUCGGGAAUAACCUUGACCUCUGAUUCUGGAAAGAAAAAGAUAUUGCUUUUGAAACCGAAAGAUCCAGAAAUUUCUCAUGGCGAAACAUCAUCUGGUGGAAUUACCACAACUACUACAAAACAGAUUCAGAGGCGUGAAAGCCAAACUCAACCCUUGGCUGCAGUCCAAGCUCGGGAGAAGCAAGGCCUAAACAUAGAGAAUGGGAAGCCACUGCCUCGGUCUAUGAAUAGACAGUCACGUACAGAUGGUCAUGUAUCUAAUAAUGACCUACACACAUCUAGAUCUGACCGUGAUACAAAGAGAGGUCCAGACAGUAGAUUUGUGAGAAAAGUCCUGAAUGGUUUAGGUACUGAAAGUGAGAAGCAAGAGAAACGUACAAGAAAUAGGGAUAGACCUGAUUAUGUUUCCUGGGCUCCUCUUCGUCAUUCUGAUGUUGCUCAGAUUACUGAGCAGCGCUCGUCAUCCAUGCAGCCUAAUGAAUUGCUUUCAAAUUCAAUUGAAGCUCCCCAUGGAGACAUCAAAGAUGACAUUCCACGUGGAAGCAAGACUACUGGAGCUAUAGCUCCUUCAAAUGGAGGUUCCCGACAUAAUGUUCAUCGUGUAGCUGCCCGUGUUACAAAGGAUGAUGAGGGCAAGUCUUCAAAAAGAAGAGGUUCUACCAGCUCAGGUGCCCAUGAGAAGCAAGUAUGGAUUCAAAAGACAUCUUCUGGGAAUUAAAGUAUUUGUCUAAUUCUGGUUUUAGAAGUUGCAACUCUUUUCCAGAUAUUGACAAUCUAUUUUUUCCUGUCAUGUGGCGAUGAAUGGCAAGAUCUUAUUUGCCUUGUUGGAGUUUGCAAUUGGUAAAUAAUCAUAUGGUUUGUUUUAGUCCAUUCCCAGGUUUGGAUCCAAUCCUUUUUGAGAUUCAUUCUCAAGGAACCAUCAUCUAUAUCUGGGGAAGCAACUUUGUUUCAGACUCAGAAGCAAUGAAGAGCUUCUAAUUGAUGUGAUUAUUGAAUUAUCUGCCUCGUAUCUACGAAUUUCCAAUCCUCUCGAGCAUGAGAGAACAACCAGCAUUAGAUUGAAAGGUGGAUAUCAGCAGUACUAUCGAUGCUAAAUUGGAAGUUCUUGCUUGACUUUGCGUAGCCAUUGGUAGAGGAAAGUUCCGGCGCUCCUUUGGUGAUGCAAAGUUCAGAGUCCUCAAAUCAUUAUUGACAUUUAACCAGUUGGUAUCAGUUGUAGGGCUUUUUAUAUAUGAGAGUUGGUUGUACUUGUGAAUAUGUCGCUGUUACCUGCGUUGUGUAAAAUUUGUUUUGGGUUCUAGUGGUUAACCCUCAGAAAAUCGUACGAAAGAAGAAAUAUUGUCCUAUGUAUUGUUUCGGAAGUCAGAGCCCAGAAAUGUUUAGUGCAGUAGAGAGUAGAACCUGGUAUGUAGAGAAGCUUAUUAUACGUUUGUUUCUCAGCUGCAUAUGACUCGUAUAACUUUGAUUGUGACUUGUUUUAAUGUUAAACAUGUACCUCUCAACAGUUUGUGUUUC